UCAAGCGGGAGCGAUACAUCGAGGCGACACUGGCGCAAGGGGCGACAAAGUUUAUGGGGGUAAGUCGGCUGAGGAGUUAUAACUACAAUGCGGGUGCGACAAGCCCAAAGUUGUACCCGGCACGGCGGCUCGAUAUUCGUUUUGUGGAGCCGGAGUGUUUCCCUGCGGCGCUGCUGUACUUUACUGGCAGCAAGCACUUUAACGUCGUCAUGCGGGCAGAAGCGAUCAAGCAGAACUUUGUGCUAAAUGAAUACGGCCUCUUCCACAAUGACGCAGCGGCCACCGUUGCUGCCGCCGCCGAGGACAAUGCAGUCGAUGGCAGCAGUAGUUGUGGUAGUGGUAGCAGCGGCGGCAACAGCAAGAAUAAGCCUAAUAAUAACAAUAGUAAUAACGGUGGUGGGAGCAACACGGCCCGAGGCCGGUGGAAUGCGGAGGCAUUUCAGAAGUUGGUCCGGGCACAGUACUACUCUGCUAAGUCUCCCGCAUUUAUGGGAGAUGACGAUGGCCACGGUGAAGAGGACGACGACGGCGAAGAUGGUGCUGACGGGGCUGGCGAGGAUACACGUAGCAAGAAGCACGGGAAGAAGAUUUCAGCAGCACGGCAGCGGCAACAGCAACAAGAACUUGCCGCUCUCUGGCGUGAGGUGGAGUCACGGCGAGUGAAGGUGAAACACGAGCGUGACAUCUUUGACGCAUUAGGCAUGACGUACGUUCAGCCCGAGCAACGCGAGAUGUGA
Molecule: messenger RNA, 737 nt
Organism: Trypanosoma cruzi
Lineage: Eukaryota; Euglenozoa; Kinetoplastea; Trypanosomatida; Trypanosomatidae
Product: mitochondrial DNA polymerase beta-PAK, putative
Exons: 1
Biological process (GO): double-strand break repair via nonhomologous end joining
Cellular component (GO): nucleus
Molecular function (GO): DNA binding; DNA-directed DNA polymerase activity
Source: RefSeq, a predicted model, not a curated record